AUGUUGGUUUGACCACACUAAAUUGCCAAAUGCCAACUUGCCAAGCAGGUUAGCUUGGCAUUGCCUGGGCAGCUGGGCUUGAGAAUUCCUGCAAUUUGAAACCUAAAUCCCAUCUUUCCUGGAAUCAGAAUGUAAUUCUAGCCUCUAGGAAUGUGGGGUCAGAUCUUCAAGAUCAAUCCAGCCUAGGAGAAAAUCAGUUCCAAAAUAUUAGUUAAAUAUAAAGUAAAAUGUAAUUACACAUUUUUAGAUCCAACAUGAUAUGUGCACAUGAUCAUAUAUUUCCCCUCCCAAAUUCCACCCUGCCGGGCGGACAGUGACGAAGCUCCACCUGGAAUUGAUGUUGACCAUUUUGCAGACCCUACCACUUCAGCUCAGCACAAUGAAAUAAAAUUAGACAAAAGCACAGAAGAUGGAGGCUUCUACCAACUGGUGCAAGGACGCAGCAUUGAUAUCCCUGAACAUGCAAGUGGGACGCACCUGGAGGUAUUCUGCUACAAGGGAGAGGCUAAGAAACUCCAAACUUUCUUCAAAACUGUUGAGUUGCAGUUGACAAUCAAAGAGAACACUUUCCACUAUUAUGAAGCAGAGAACGCCUCAAUGGUCAGGCACAUGCACUCACAGAGUUCCUGGUUCUCAUUCACUCCCUGGCAACCUUCCUCUUUCAGACUUGAUCUGUACAAGAAAUCAUGUGUUGGCAUUGAGACGACAGCAAGCUACACAGUUUCUCUGCGUGCGAGAUUCCUGGACGUGUGGCGCGUGUGUCUGCUGUGCGGCGGUGUGCUGGUGUUCAGCGGAGCGCCUGCCCUGGCGCGCAAUUUGCUCUUCCAUUACUUGAGUGCGAGCUGCCUGGCUGUCGUCGGCUCCUUCCUUAUUGUUCUCAUCUUACUCGCCAAGUUUAUUCCUAAGCGGUCAGGAGCCGUGACAUUUAUGUUGGGUGGUUCAGGGCUCUUCUUGUACCUUGCCCAGCUCCUGUACACGAACUUCGUCACACUCAUUAAUGAAUACUACAACAUAUUCUUGGGAUACAUCUCGUGUACGGCUGUGAUAAGCUUCUGUGUGAUGUAUCGCUGCGGUGGCGUGUCGGACGUACGCACGCUGCAGCUGCUGCAGUGGCUGCUGCAGGGCGGUGGUCUGCUCGCAGUGUACUGCAGCAGUCAGUACAGAGAAGUAGCUUUAGCUGCAGUACUACUACUGCUCGCCUACCACAACACUCCAUCAGUGCUGUCUACUACCGUCAAGUCUGCGUGGAGACGGAAAUUUCCUCCGAAGGUGAGGUUGCUGACAGAAGAGGAGUUCAUCCAGCAAGGCAACGUGGCAACCGCCAAAGCCCUUGAGGAUCUAAGGAACUACUGCAGAAGUCCUGACUGCAACGCCUGGAAGACCUUGUCCCGACUUCGUUCUCCUCAGAGUUUGGAUCGCAAAGAACCUCGCCCUUAUCGUCCUUGCCGUUCCCGCAUACCCAGAUUUGCAGAGUUUGUGGAAGGUUCGUCGCACCUCUUGGACGACGAGAUCUUACAGUACGAUCACUCGCACCACAACGGCUCCCCGGGCGCCAGGGUCCUGACGCUCACAGAUGAUGAAGACGACUUGACGGAUGACGACGAGCGCUGAACCAACGUCAGGGCAGCAGUUCGGAUAGUGAACUUGUGUUCGAGUCAUUUGCCUAAAAGGCUGGGGAUGUAAGAACAAAAAACGAUUUGAACAGGUAGACCGCAAGACCUUGAUCUUGCGUUGUGUUACAGUGACAGCUAUUAUGUCAUCCAGGAAGUAGAUUCCUUAUGCUGUGUUUAAUGAUAAGCAAGUGACUAUUUUGAAAUACUAGGUACGUUAUGAGAUAAGUUAUGCGAAUGGUAUUUUAGACUACAACUUGAUGAAUUACUGCGAGGGGAAUGCGUCAUGAUCAUUUUAAAAAGACUGUGAUAAUAAUUAACUGUAGAGUGAUCGCUAUUGCUUAAUCUCGUAACCAUAACUUUGAGGUUCUUGUUUGAAAUACCGACUGAUUCGGUCAAAGGUCAAAAUUAAUUUUUCUGCAUUAAAUUUUGUCAUAGCAUCGUAAUAGCCUAACUAGCUUAAUGGGAUAAAGAAAGAGCAUCUAAUAGUCGUGCAUUACACGAGUGGUGCGAGGCGACAAAAGCGGUGGUCUAAUUGCUUCACAUUUGAAGGAUUUCAUUGUCAAAUAUCAGUUGGUGCUGAAUAAAUUUAAUCCUAGUUUUUAUUUAGCUUAUUUUAUUUCAAAAUGGACUGUUUUCUUUUAUUAGACGGUACAAAAGCACUUUGAAUGACCAUAAUUUUUUAUUAUCAAUUUUUCGAAAAUUUUUGUAAGAAAGAAAUAACAAAGUUUUAUGUUUGGGUUAAAUUUUGGGGCCGUCUGCAUUUCAAACAAGACCGUCUUCAUCCUUCACCUUUUUGAAGAAAAUGCAUUGUAAAUAUCAUGCCGAGACUCUAAUUUCUAUCUUAAUCUUCCUCCGUGUUGCAAGUCGCUCCCAAAAUCUCAUUAAUAUAGUGUGGCUGUGACAUAAUUGGCCUCCGUCCCAUCAUUUGCCCGCCUCCCUCCCUCGUCUCCCUGACGCCCGCCACCUGAGCAACUCUUGGCUGUAUUUCGCCGCUAUGAGCAACGAACGAGUGAUCAGGACUCGUUUUUAUUUCUGUCUUAUGCUGUGGAAGAAGAUAGUGCGUUGUUAAGUAAUAAGUAGCCUCAUAGAUGUUGAUGCUCAACAAAUGUCACUGUGAAGUGCCUAUAACCAUGUUUUGCUUCUAACGCAGUUUGGCCGAGAAUUUUAGAUUUCAGAACAGGACUGUUUGGACGUGAAUAUAUGUGCUUUUUUAAGAUGAAUGAAAGGAUGAAUGCCUGUUAAUUGAAACCUUGCAAAAAAAACUCUAACAAAGUUUUUAACCUUCUUGCUCUCUAUAACAACUCUAUUUCGCCCUGUUUUCCCUCCACUCGAAAAUUUAGAACCCAAGUUUUCCGAGAGUGUGAUUCACUUAGCGUGUUCCAUGACCACGAGGUUGUACAUGAUGAACAAUGGAUCCAAGUCAAUUUCUGUCGUGAAAGUAACUAUCUUUUGUUUAUUUUUAGAUUUGGGAA
Messenger RNA from Hyalella azteca, 3085 nucleotides. Its product is annotated as nuclear envelope integral membrane protein 1. Gene Ontology annotation, cellular component: nuclear envelope. The record is from RefSeq and is a predicted model, not a curated record. The transcript has 11 exons. Lineage: Eukaryota; Metazoa; Arthropoda; Malacostraca; Amphipoda; Hyalellidae. The coding region runs from base 268 to 1611 and encodes 447 amino acids.